Molecule: messenger RNA, 1220 nt
Organism: Rosa chinensis
Lineage: Eukaryota; Viridiplantae; Streptophyta; Magnoliopsida; Rosales; Rosaceae
Product: nuclear transcription factor Y subunit A-7-like
Exons: 3
Coding region: 65-607 (180 amino acids)
Biological process (GO): regulation of transcription by RNA polymerase II
Cellular component (GO): CCAAT-binding factor complex
Molecular function (GO): RNA polymerase II cis-regulatory region sequence-specific DNA binding; DNA-binding transcription factor activity, RNA polymerase II-specific
Source: RefSeq, a predicted model, not a curated record
CACUUAUUAUCUGGUGACCUGAUGCCAGGUGCCCCCUCAAUUCUAUGGCUUGCAUCAUGGUAGAAUGCCCUUGCCCCUUGAAAUGGAAGAGGAGCCUGUUUAUGUAAAUGCCAAGCAAUACCAUGGUAUUUUGAGACGAAGACAGUCACGUGCUAAAGCUGAGCUUGAAAGGAAGCUUAUAAAAGUUAGGAAGCCAUAUCUUCAUGAGUCUCGUCACCAGCAUGCGUUGAGGAGAGCAAGGGGUUGUGGAGGCCGUUUCCUUAAUACGAAGAAGCAAGAUGAUAGUGAUGCAAAUUCCUCAUCAGAAAAAACCAUUAAUUUGGAUGCAAAUUUUUCACCCAAAUCUGCCAAAUCUGGUUUUGAGUGCUUUCCUAAUGAUAGCAAUGGCAAUUUCGUUUCCUCCAAUGUCCAGCAAGAAGGAUCAGGUUCAUGGUUCAGGACACUCAAUAACCACACACUCUCCAACGGUAAUGGCAGUGGCCAUGUCCCGUCAUCAUUAACGUAUCGUACAACAUUUAAUGACGGCAAGGAAGGUGUUUUCCUUGGUCAACAGAAGGAAACAAUUCAGUUGAAUGGAUCCUCUCGUGGGGCCAUUCACAGUAAAUGACAAAAUUCCCCUAUGAGGUGUUGCUGAAGGUGUGCAGUCUCCAGCUUGGAAAAACCCUUCUUGUGCAAUGUCUGUCAGGCAAUUCAUUCUUGGCUUCAGUUACUUUGUAAUUAUUGGGACGAUACCACAGGAGAUAGGUGAUGGAUUCCAUGCUGUCUUCAGUCAUGAACCACUUCCACUCACCCCCUGUUGUUGACGCAGUAAAGCAAGGAACUGUUUGGAACUUUAGAAAAUAGUUGUGGGAACGUAGAAUUGAAACAGUGUUGUUUUCCUAUUUUGUAAGUGUGUUAAGACUUUCUGUAGAGGCAAAGAGAGCUUAUUGUAUCUACUUAAUAGAGUUUCUCUACACUCCCUCCCAUAUUUUGGAGUUUAUUGCAUCCAUGUACUGGUCUAUAGAUUGUGACUGAUGCACCUGCUACUUCCCAUUGUGGAAGGGAGUUUGCUUUAGAAUGGAAUCUUUAAAGGUUUUGUGGGAAAUUGUAAUGGGUGUUUAUUUCACUUGGCAUAAAGUGCUGAGUAUACACUAUCUCAGCUUGAUUUUAAGGUCAAAAUUUCAGGAACCCUAUUUUGGCCUUGAAGGUUUGAAUAAAAUUGUUAGGUGUGUUGUUUUGUA